This is a messenger RNA of Hyalella azteca, 2857 nucleotides long. It is a transcript of the gene Mccc1, whose product is annotated as methylcrotonoyl-CoA carboxylase subunit alpha, mitochondrial-like. The transcript is spliced from 14 exons. Lineage: Eukaryota; Metazoa; Arthropoda; Malacostraca; Amphipoda; Hyalellidae. The record is from RefSeq and is a predicted model, not a curated record. The coding region runs from base 99 to 2438 and encodes 779 amino acids. Gene Ontology annotation, molecular function: ATP binding; metal ion binding; methylcrotonoyl-CoA carboxylase activity. Gene Ontology annotation, cellular component: mitochondrion.
GUCAAGAAACUCCGGUGGGGACGGUGGCUCUAAAGUCUAAACUCAGUCGCCAAAGUUGGUUGAGUCCGCUGAGCGCUGAGGAAGAUAACUGUCACAACAUGAUCUGGAAGGCAGUUGUAUCCAGAGUUUACUCUCAAACUAGGUCAUGGCAACCAGCUGGCUGUAUUUGUUACGUAACUGGAAAGCCUUCAACAGCCUGCUUUAAAUUCUUGGCCUCUCCUUAUUUUCCUUCAGAAAGAAAUUUUACCACUCUCCCGGACAAACUAGCUCCUAAAUGUCCACCAGCAAAUAAAAUUACCCCACAUCUUUUUGGCCUCUGCAAUAAAAUAAACAUCUGCUCUGCCCAUCAACAGGCCACUGCUAAAGCAGUUCAAUAUGUUCCAAUCACCAAAAUACUCAUUGCUAACAGAGGAGAGAUUGCAUGUCGGGUCAUGAGAACAGCCAAGAAAUUGGGCAUUCAAACAGUAGCUGUUUAUUCAGACCCAGAUAAAGAUGCCCUCCAUGUUUCAAUGGCUGAUGAAGCAUAUCAUAUUGGCGGAGCAGCGCCACAAGACUCUUACCUGAGGGGAGCUGCUAUUCUCGAAGUAGCUCGUCGUUCUGGGGCCCAGGCUGUGCAUCCAGGCUAUGGCUUUCUGUCUGAGAACACCGAGUUUGCUGAGGCCUGUAAUAACGAUGGCGUCAUUUUCAUUGGUCCACCUGCACAAGCAAUCAGAGACAUGGGCAUCAAGAGCACAUCUAAGCACAUCAUGGAAGCUGCAGGCGUGCCGGUUGUUGGUGGUUAUCAUGGAGAGGAACAAAGUGAUGCAAGACUGCGUCAGGAAGCUGACAAAAUUGGCUUCCCUGUGAUGAUCAAGGCAGUCAGGGGUGGUGGGGGCAAGGGCAUGCGCAUUGCUCUUACUUCAAGUGAGUUUCAAGAGCAGCUUGAGUCAGCCAGACGGGAGGCAAUUAAAUCAUUCAAUGAUGACGUCAUGUUGAUUGAAAAGUUCGUACAACGACCCCGACACGUCGAGGUCCAGGUGUUUGGAGACCAGCACGGCAACUACGUGUAUCUGUACGAGCGCGAUUGUUCAGUGCAGCGUCGCCACCAGAAGAUCGUCGAAGAGGCUCCAGCACCUGGCGUGUCAGACGCCGUCAGGCAGCAGUUGGGAGAAGCGGCUGUGCAGGCUGCCAGGGCUGUACAUUACGUUGGAGCAGGUACCGUUGAGUUCAUAAUGGAUGCUCAACAGAAGUUCUACUUCAUGGAGAUGAACACGAGACUUCAAGUGGAACAUCCUGUGUCUGAAAUGAUCACGAACACGGAUCUUGUGGAGUGGCAGAUAAGGGUUGCUGCAGGGGAGCGUUUACCCCUCCUGCAGGAAGACCUGCGCCUUCAGGGUCAUAGCUUCGAAGCCCGCGUGUAUGCUGAAGAGCCCGGCAACAGCUUCAUGCCUGGGGCGGGACCUAUCACAAGACUGACGGCACCAGCAGACGACGCGACGACUCGCAUCGAGACGGGGGUGAGGCAGGGAGACGAGGUGUCGGUGCACUACGACCCAAUGAUCGCUAAAGUCGUCGUGUGGGGACCUGACCGCAACACGGCGCUCAACAGGCUUGCUUCUGCCCUCACCCGGUACAAUAUUGUAGGGCUGCACACCAACAUCGAGUUCAUGUUAUCGUUGUUAGCACAUCCAGAAUUUGUUCGCGGGAACGUCCAUACUGACUUCAUCCAAGAGCAUCACGCCGCUCUCUUCCCGGACGUACUAGUCACUCCCGUGCAAGCUUGCCAAGCCGCUCUGGCGUUCCUGCUACAGCAGAGAUCCGAGAUUACGACGAAAACGGUAUCUCCCGCCUUUUCACAGUCUAAUGCUUUUUUGCGUGUGAAUCAACCUAAGAAAAGUAACUUUAUGCUGAAAUCUGGUGAAGAAAGUUUGACUGUGGCUGUAGAAGAACCUCCGUCAGGACAAACUCUUAGUAUGAGCAUUGUAGGCGCUGAUGACAAGCACAGUGUCAGUGGGCGUCUGGAGGCCAUUGAGGGAGGUGGUGCCGUGCAAGAACUCGUCUCAGAAAUUAACGGAGUCAUCAACCGAACGAGGAUAAUCCACCACGGAAGGGACCUCUACAUGUUUACCAAGAGUGGUGUUCAGAAGUUCACAUUGCCGGAGCCGAAAUUUGUGAGCAAAGUAGGAGCAGGCGCGGGUACAAGCGGGGGCGGUCUGGGGGCCGUGGCUCCCAUGCCGGGAGUGGUCGAGAAGCUGCUUGUGGAGCCUGGCCAGAGGGUCCAGGCUGGAGACCCGCUGGUGGUCAUCAUCGCCAUGAAGAUGGAGUUUAUUGUGAAGGCAACUGCAGCCGGUGAAGUGCAAGCCCUGCUCUACAAGCAAGGUGAUACUGUGGCUAAAGACGCCGCUUUGGUCAAGAUGAAGUUCGACGAGGAAGAAUCAGCUGAUCACUCCGACGACUAAUAAGGCGGGAUAAUUUCCUGCACGAGGGUCUAUAACUCCCAACUGUAGAUACGCGUAUUUGUCCACCAAGCAUGCAACGGAAGGUUGGGCUCAGACAAGAUGUACACAAACCUAAGUACCGUGGAAAUAUAGCUAAAAAUAUAAGCUAGCAUGAGUUAUUCAUUGGUUCAUUGACAGGACCACGUAAGAGUUGUUUCACUUCGCACUUGUUAAGUACGUAAUUGACAAUAGGUUAAUAAUUUGAGUGCAAAUAUUAGGUAGUUGUUUAUUAUUAAGGAACAUUAUUAGAAAAUAACGUCUCGCACAUCUUGUUUCUUCAGUGUGAACUGUAAAAUAUUUGCAAGUUUUAAUUUCUCAAAACAUGAACGUUUGUAUCAGUGUAUGAAAACUUUAUUCCCAUUUCAAUUUUCGCGUUUCCA